Trichoplax adhaerens is the source of this 693-nucleotide messenger RNA. RefSeq lists its product as uncharacterized. Gene Ontology annotation, cellular component: extracellular matrix. The transcript has 10 exons. NCBI's taxonomy places the organism in Eukaryota, Metazoa, Placozoa, Uniplacotomia, Trichoplacea, Trichoplacidae. Gene Ontology annotation, molecular function: protein binding. The coding region runs from base 1 to 693 and encodes 230 amino acids. The record is from RefSeq and is a predicted model, not a curated record.
AUGUCUGAGGGCGAUUUUGGUUGUCUAUUAAAUCUGGAAAGUUUACGACUGAAACAUAAUGCAAUAUCUACAAUUGAAACUAACUCCUUGUGCGGUUUAGAAUCACUUGUUCGUCUAAAUUUGAAGGGCAAUCGCCUAAAAGUUGUUAAAAACGAAAGUUUGGCUUGUCUGUCAUCAUUGGAAGACAUAUACCUUGAAUAUAAUGUAAUCGAAGACAUUGAGCCUAAUUCUUUCCGAAAUCUGACUAAACUUCGCAUGCUAAAAUUAGAACAGAAUUCAAUCACCUAUGUAGAACCGUAUUCAUUUUGUGGAAUGCCUAAAGUAUGGGAGCUAAGUAUACACAAUAACGACAUUGAAUUUAUCGAAAUUGAAACAUUCUGCUCAAUGCCUUAUUUGGAAAAAUUAGAUUUGAAUGACAAUAAAUUACCGAAAUUGUCCAAUGGCAGCCUUGCAUGCCUUUCUCGAUUGACAGAAUUCUCCCUCUCAGGUAAUGAUCUGACGCACAUACAACGUGAUCAUGUUAACGGCUUAACUAACCUUCAAGAGUUUCGGGCUUCUCUAAAUAAACUGGUUUCAAUUGAAGAUGGUACAUUUUGUGAUUUUAGACACUUGGAAACUUUGAGAUUAGAUCGCAACAACUUAUCACAUGUUCACCCUCAAACCCUGUGUGCUCCAAGUUUAUUGAGAGUGUAA